Egretta garzetta (little egret) is the source of this 4523-nucleotide messenger RNA. It is a transcript of the gene ALKBH4, whose product is annotated as alkB homolog 4, lysine demethylase. Gene Ontology annotation, molecular function: actin binding; demethylase activity; oxidoreductase activity. NCBI's taxonomy places the organism in Eukaryota, Metazoa, Chordata, Aves, Pelecaniformes, Ardeidae. The record is from RefSeq and is a predicted model, not a curated record. Gene Ontology annotation, biological process: protein demethylation; oxidative demethylation; actomyosin structure organization. Bases 341 to 1249 code for a protein of 302 amino acids. The transcript has 2 exons. Gene Ontology annotation, cellular component: contractile ring; midbody.
CUACCGCUUAGCCUUAUGGCCUUGGUAAUUUUUAUCAACUUUCCUCAUUCAACAUUUAUUGAUAUGACAAACCACCUCUCUGCAGCCGGCCCGAGGAACACCGACCAUUAAUCUCCUUACACGCCUGGCACCGAGGAUCACCUCUUCUUCCCCAUCUUCACAGGAUAAAGACAUUACUAGGAAAGAAAAGCAGCUCCAAGCAAGCAGCGCAGUAGUGCUGGAGCUGUAAAAAAGGCGGGGAAGAGCUGUUCCCCAAAAGCGGCUGUAAAAUUUCUCAUGCCUGCAAGAACCCUGUACAGACAGUUUUCAUGCUGCAGCAUCGAGGCUGCAGGGGUAAAUCAUGGAAAUACCUUAUCUUGAUAAGUUUCUCUCCCGCCGCUUUUUUUCUUCUCUGUUGUUAUAUCCACAGGGAGAAGAUAAUUUCACUUACUGUCCAGCAACAGGCCUAGCUGAAGGCAAUGAGCACUCGGACUUUGCUGGCUGGGCAUUUCCAUUUCCAGGGGUGUUUCUGAUGGAGGAGUUCAUUAGCAAAGAUGAAGAAUCUGAGAUAGUUGAACUGAUGGAUCAAGAUGACUGGAAACCAUCACAGUCCGGCCGAAAGAAACAGGACUACGGACCCAAAGUGAACUUCAAGAAACAAAGGCUGAAAGCUGGCAGCUUUACUGGUUUGCCAAGUUUUAGUAAAAAGAUCGUGGCGCAGAUGAAGGCCUGCUCUGUACUAGGCGGUUUCUUACCCGUUGAACAAUGUAAUCUGGACUACUUGCCAGAAAGGGGUUCUGCCAUUGACCCACAUUUUGAUGACUGGUGGCUUUGGGGAGAGCGCCUGGUUAGCUUAAACUUGCUCUCAAAAACAGUGCUAUCCAUGUCUUGUGAUUCAGAGGACAGCAUCCAAUUAUUUCCCACCUUCAGUAAAGAAAACGGGGAAUUAAGUCCCCCUGGAUCUUUUACACAGACGUCAGCGUGCAAAAAUUCAGGCAAAGAGGGAAUCAACUGCAUUUUAUCCCCAAGGCUUGUUCCAAGUAAAGAGGUGACUGUUGCCAUUCACUUACCCCGAAGGUCUCUGGUGGUGCUGUACGGUGACGCACGGUACAAGUGGAAACACGCAAUUUACCGCAAGCAUAUAGAGCAUCGCCGAAUCUGUGUCACGUUCAGGGAGCUGUCUGCAGAGUUCAGCACCGGAGGAAGGCAUGAAGAACUGGGUAAAGAACUGCUAGAAAUAGCUCUUUCAUUUCAAGGAAGACCAGUGUGAUCAGCAAGAGGAAGCCAGAAUUGUGUUUUGUUAGGAAAUAUGAAAAAUAAAGUACAGAAUUUGUGCAAGUUGGUUUAUUUCUGAAGUGUGCUUAAGGAACCAGGUGCAUACAGAGAUAAGCUCAGUCAAAUGGAAAUGUAACAGACAGAAAUAAGAGAGUGCAAGGAAGGGGUGGGCUGCCUGCUUCUUCGAAGACUCUCCUGGGCAAUGGGAGCUUUUAGGCAAAAGUCAGCAAUGAGCGGUUGUAUUCAUUGGCCGUAUUGUAACAAAAUGCAAAAAGCAAGUAGCCAGAUCUUAAAUACUUUAGUUAUAACCAAGAAAGAAACUUGGAAUAAUGAAACCCUGUAUCAAACAGCCCUUGGCACAGAGUCAGCCCAAGCCCCUCAGCAGAUUUUAACCUCUCCUGGCCUGUGCUUGGUUCUGUCGCGCUGCUUUUAGUGUUGCACUGUGCCGUAGGGACACCACUAUCUUCUCACCCACUUCAGAUAGGUCCUUUAGAGAUCAGCUCUCCGGGGGAGGGGGGUAAGCAAGCGUCUCUCCACAGGCAGUACAACACACUAAUUAAAGUAAUUAACCUUUGCUGAAGAUUCAUGCUCUAACAGUGAGGAUUAAUCAUAAAUACUGUGUGUGACCUAUAUCUUCUGGGACCAAAGAGCAGCAUUUGCAGAAGGACAAUGCCGACUCUUCUGCAGAGGCAGCCUGGACAGAGUUCAGAGCAAAGACACACAGACUGUGUUAUUUUCUGACCAUUUGUUAUCUCUGAACCCCACUGUCAACUCUCAGUAGCAAGAGUCUGAUUUGGGGAAUAAGCUGGGCAACAGACUGCAACGCUGGUGGCUAUCAUUUUUUUUUUCUUGGCACCUCCAGCAGUCAGGUUUGAAUCAUGCCUUCUACCUAAGAUGCAAGUAGUCAUUUGUAGCAGAAGCUGAUUUGAGGCCAUCUGUCGGCUCCGAACAAACUUCUGUGCUCUUGAAAACAAAGUUGUGCUGUGGAAGAAGUGUGAUCCUUUAAUAAACACAGUUGUGCCACCACAACCUUUCAGCACAGUCACACCUACAGCAGUAAAGCACCACUUUACAAUGCUGCCUGGCUUUAGUUGGUAAGGAAAUUUAAACACGGGGAUCUCAGCGUCCCUGCGCAGCUGUAUUCUGAGUACUUGGCAGUACUUGGCACCAUGCGCAGGUUUUACUCUAUAGUAAUGCACUCGUGCCAUAGAUGCUGCCCUCCGCUUCAGGCACUGCGGGGAGCUCUUCACCCAACAACCAAGUUACUAGAAAUCAGUUGGGUGAACCAGGAUAUAUUUUAUCAGUUUAAGCUACCAGAUACAACUACAGUCCCUUGGGGCUGCAGGGAACCAGUUCCAGUUUAGCCCAGUAUUUAAAGAUUUGUGGACAUCUAGGUGAUAUUCCCAAGAGAGACCCACGAGCAGGGCUCCCACGGGCACCCCUUAACCCCAAACCUCCAUUCAGGCAGGCUGGCGAGUGUCACCCACACCCUCCAGUAGCGGUUUCGGCAGCCGCAGCAUGCCCUCUCCAACGGAAAUCCGCCACUGCAAAUGCAGCCAGCCAACGUGCAACAGGCUGGCCACGCUCGCUCACAGCAAGCUUGGUCCCAGGAAAUUUCUCAUAGGCUGCAACUUCUCCUGCUCACUCCCAAAACCAGGGUCUUGUGCUCUCAAAAUUGCGAUUCCUAACCUUUUUCCGGCAGACUGGUGUGAUCGGCACUGCGCUGCUGGUGUCCACGGGGCUCAGCAGCUGUAGAGAGUGUGAUGUCCCCGGCCCAGCAGCUGGAGCUGCCGGUGGAGCAGAGGACUUUCGGCCAAGCAGGAGGACCCAGCGGGCAGCCUGGAGCUCAGCACAAAGCCACACUACGGGAGGAAACCCAGGGCAGGCUUUCAUGGAUAAAGCAAGUGUUGAGCCUAUAUCCUCAUCGCCCUGUCAGUACUGAGCCACUUCAGCAACCUGCUCUUUGCUCAGCAAACCACAGCCGUCAAGUAUUUCCAUUAACGCUUGGCCCUUAUUUCCAGUGCUCCGUUUUAGAUUUAUAUUGUUGCUCUCAGCCCGUUGAAAUACUUCUGUGUGCGUACUUGCUGUUCAUUCUCUUCACAGUGAAAGCAGAUGAUGGCUCCCGAUGAAUCGGAGUGCCAUAAUAACAAGAUAAACAAUAUUAGUUCAUUUUGUGCUCUGCUUUUGUUUGCUGAAUUUUUCUCCCUUGAUCAAGCUAUAUGGGAAGCUGCCGUUCUUGCCAGAAAACUCCAGCUCCUCCUAGCUGACAUCUUAAAUUUAAUAAAUGCAAAUAAUUAUAUUCUCAGCCAAAUAUUGAGGGCUUUGUCUAGAUGUUUUUGAAGUCCAAAACUUAGCCUAGUCACUACACAGUCAUUGCUAUGUCUAUCUCUUGACAUUUUUCACCUGUUAAACAGCCUCUUGGGCAUCAUCUUAGGUCAAAAUGCAAUUAUACACCCAUCGGUUCUGUAUUACUUUAUAAAACUUUACAUACAUUCUCCCCUAAAAAGCCAGAAUUGCAGCGCUGCAGAACAUAUACAACUGAUUUGGAUUGUCAAAUAUUAGAGAGGCCUGAGAAAAGUAUAUAGAGGGUUUAAUCUUAAUUAAUUAGCUCUUAAAAGUAAUUUUGGCCACUAUGCUAGUAUUAUUGAUGUAAGACAAACUUUAAUAGUCUUCAUGUUCUGGGAAUUCCUAUCGCAGCUGUUUAUCUUCUUAACCAAGAUUAGCACUUGUAAAACACAUACCAAGAACCAGGCCCUCAUUAAAAGGAAGCACAUCUAAUUGUAAUCUAGUUGUGUAUUUUAAAAGGAGAAGGAUAAUAUCAGACCAAGCUUUAAAAGAAAAAAACAAAAACCAACAAAAAACCCCAAACCCAAACAAAACCCAGCAGACCCCCAGUUAACCCAUAGAGGAUGCUGGAGGACUUGAGCUGCCCUUCAAAAAAUCAGUCUGAAAUCAGCAAGAAGCAUAAAACUUGGCAAGUUUAUCCAGUUUCUCUUACACAGCUGGACAGUAACCGAGAUACAUACGUUGUUCUACAGUAAAUAUUGUUCAUGCAGAGGUAAAACAAGAAUAGGCAAAGCUAAAACACAGAUUUUUGCUUUUUGCCUCCUAGCCCUUAGCACUCACCCUUGUCACACCCCUGGGCAGAAGGCAAGCUCCCUGUCGCACGCACAGGGAUUCACGGGAACGCUUUCCAAAUUCAGCCAGUCAGUAAUUACUGAAACCCUGAAACCGCUUUGUUUGAAACGGGUACAGAGGAGACAGCUUGC